AUGACCAAUGAAAUCAAACUCUUCAACUCUAUAUUUACUCUCGUUAGCCUACAUGGCUUGAUUUAUUCGAAUGAAAGCAGCCAGAUCCCGGGAGGUGGAGAAGAGCAGGAGGCUAGGACAAGCGAAAGCGAGUUUUCUCUUAGUAUAGGGCUAAAACACGACGAAACUGCACCUAUCAACCACGUGGUACUGGCGAUGGGCUUACCUGUUAGAGCACCCGUUGGCUCUUGCGUCUUAUUUGUUCCGGUCGGUAAGGUCGAGUGGGCAGAGAAGUAUGGAAAGAUGCACUGA
Morchella importuna is the source of this 291-nucleotide messenger RNA. RefSeq lists its product as uncharacterized. The record is from RefSeq and is a predicted model, not a curated record. The coding region runs from base 1 to 291 and encodes 96 amino acids. The transcript is spliced from 11 exons. NCBI's taxonomy places the organism in Eukaryota, Fungi, Ascomycota, Pezizomycetes, Pezizales, Morchellaceae.